Malassezia globosa CBS 7966 is the source of this 579-nucleotide messenger RNA. RefSeq lists its product as uncharacterized. The coding region runs from base 1 to 579 and encodes 192 amino acids. Lineage: Eukaryota; Fungi; Basidiomycota; Malasseziomycetes; Malasseziales; Malasseziaceae. The transcript has a single exon. The record is from RefSeq and is a predicted model, not a curated record.
AUGUCUCUUCGCAUUGUACUGCUUCUAGUGCUUUCACUCGUGCUUUUGUGUGCACCUCUCACUGUCUUGGCUACGGAGGCGCCACUUGUAGCUUUUGUCGCCCCUGGCUCAUUGAACACUAUGCUUGAUGCCCCUGCAUCGCACGAACUCCAUGCUCGUGGCCCUUAUGUUUCUGCGAAACAUGCGAUGGAGCGCUUGGCUAUUCGGCGCCGCACAGACGGCCUACCCGCCAUGUGUGAUCUCGAUGCUAUUGUUCAUUUGCAGGUGGACUCGCUCGACUCAGACAGUUUCACUCCUCUUCAGAGCACGUCACAUGCAUCUUCACUCAAGAGGCGCGUUAUGCAGGCUCCAUCGCAGCUGAUUUUCCCCUCGGUGGAUCAGUCUGUAACUAGUUUCGCUGAUGAGCUCAAGCAUGCCAUGGCUUCGUUGUGUGAUGGAGCUGGUGCCAUGGUUCCUAGCGAAGAGCGCAUCGUUCAAAUUCGUGUCCCCAGUGUGCAUGGCCACGGUACGUUGCAUGUUAGCUUUACCGAGUUCACUAACCAAAAGAAUCUGCCAUCAUGGCGCGCCUGGAGGAUCUAG